Tachysurus vachellii is the source of this 1903-nucleotide messenger RNA. RefSeq names its product sialoadhesin-like. Gene Ontology annotation, molecular function: transmembrane signaling receptor activity. The record is from RefSeq and is a predicted model, not a curated record. Lineage: Eukaryota; Metazoa; Chordata; Actinopteri; Siluriformes; Bagridae. The transcript has 7 exons. Bases 5 to 1006 code for a protein of 333 amino acids. Gene Ontology annotation, biological process: cell surface receptor signaling pathway.
CAGAAUGGAGCUGUGGACACUCCGUAUGAUGAUCUUGCUUAUUUCAUUUAUCCACAUUGGACAAGCUCAAGAGAGACCUAAAGCUGUGGUGACCAUAAAGCCUGACAAACAUGUGUUCAGAGGAGAGACUGUGACUCUCAGGUGUGAAAUACAGGGAGGAGGAGACACUGAGUGGAUAUACAGAUGGUAUAAAGAUGACCAAAUCUACAGAGACCACAAAACCCAGGAGUUCAGUCUCAACUCAGUUAGAAGUGAACACAGUGGUAAAUACACCUGCAGAGGGAGGAGACGCAGUGACUCUCAGAGCUCAAAGAUCAGUGAUGCUGUUAUUCUCACUGUAUCAGGUGAAUCUCCUCCAGGGUCUCUGAUCAUCAGACCGAACAGAACUCAACACUUUACUGCUGACUCUCUCUCACUGAGCUGUGAGGACCAGAGUAACUCUUCUGGAUGGACAGUGAGAAGAUACAGAUACAGUGAGACAUUUGUCGGUUGUUCAUCACUUUCAGGAUCUACAUGUAACAUCAACUUCCUCUCUACAUCACACACUGGUGUUUAUUGGUGUCAGUCUGUAUCUGGAGGAUACAGUAAACCUGUCAACAUCACAGUGCACAAUGGUGCUGUGAUCCUGGACAGUCCUGUACAUCCUGUGACUGAGGGACAUAAUCUGACUUUACGCUGUUUAUUUCGCAACAAAAAGAUCCCAGGUUCUGGUGUUGAUUUCUAUAAAGAUGAUUCCAUCCUUCACUCCCAGACUACAGGAGAGAUGACCAUCAGUAGUGUCUCAAAGUCUGAUGAAGGUUUCUACCACUGUAAACACCCAGAGAGAGGAGAGUCACCGAAAAGCUGGGUUUCAGUCAGAGGAGCUUCAGUGUCAGUGCUCAGACUGAUCAGCAGUCUAGUGACAGUUUCUGUGUAUCUGCUGCUGACCAUCAUUCUGGCAGUGAAAUGUUUCAGAGCUCGAGUUCAGGCUGAUGAAGACACCCAGAAUGCUGUUAUUGAGGAGUGAACAAAAAAAAUCAGAUUUUAGGAUUGUGAAAUAAUUUUGAUGUCUCACAUUUAAAUACUUACUACCAGAUGUUUUUUCUUCUGAAGUUUUCACACCUCUUCAUGGGGUUAUGAAUUAUAUUAAUGCAGUGUACAUUAAAAUUAACUAGAUAUUAAGAUCACAUCUUUAAUUUAUCUCUACUCUCUAUCUAGUAAUAUUUGUCUUCAUAUAACUGGGUAAAAUAUUUUAUAGAUUAAGUAAACUUAUUAAAAUUUUGUACAGAUGCCAUUGGCAAACAGAAUGUCAUCUAUGUACAUUGUUAACUAACUCUGAUCACUGAGGACAGGUGAGGAGGUUUAUUGUUAGUUUAUCAUUAUAGUUCAUGAUUAAAUGAUCUGACACAAAAAAACAAAGUCAGUGUUUUCUAGUUAGGCAUCUGGACUUUUUUUAGCACUGUUAAUAGUCAAUAAUAUCUUUUAAUAGUCAACCAUUUCUAUUAAUAGUCAAUAAUUUACAGAUUUUUUACCGAAAAUGUUUUGAAAGUGGUGACUCAGUGCUUCAGUCUUUGCAUUGAUCAGAAUGUUGUCAGUUUAAAUCGCAUCAUCUCGAGCAAAACUCAUCUGUUCAUCCCUUAACUGCUCUUUUGUAUCUUGUCUCAGCUGUAAGUUGCCAGGAAAUUUAAAAUGAAAAUGUUUGGCAUUUAAAAAUUAUAUAUCUAGUCAAGAGUCAAGUCAAGAAGCUUUUAUUGUCAUUUCAACCAUACAUAGAUGUUGCAGUACAAUGAGACAAGGUUUCUCCAGGAUCAUAACAAAAAAGAGAGAGCUAUAAGGACUUAGUAAGUUAGUCCUAGCCACAUAAAGUAUAUAAUUUAUUACAAAACAUUUCUAUUAACAAUACCAGUAGCUUAACUAUAAUGCA